CAUGAUUUGAAGUUGGCUUCUUUAAAACUAUAGGUAAUGAAAAUCACAGAUUGAUAUUCCAGGUGAUAUGACAAUAUGCAGCUAACCCAAAAUGUCUACCUAAAAAAGUAGAAGCACAUGAGUUCAAAACUUGUAUAAAUUUAUUUUAGCAAUAUCUCAAUAAGCAGUGAAGUGCUUAUCAAGUGAACUGAAAUAAGUAUUGACUUCUUCGUUCCAUGGAUCCUUUGGGAGCUCCUUCCCAUUUUGUGGAUGUUAAUACUUUGCCAGGAUGGUCUGAUCAUCAUGAUGAAGACCAAUCAGUCAGCUCUUCAUUACCAAUUGAAGGGGGGAAAGUUGAUGUUCAAUCACCCUUCCCAUAUAGGGAAGACAUCAAUACAAAGAUAAUAUUAUGGAGAGGCGACGUAGCAUUGCUGAACUGCACAGCCAUAGUAAACACCAGCAAUGAGUCCCUCACAGAUAAGAAUCCAGUGUCCGAAAGUAUCUCCAUGCAUGCGGGACCUGACCUAAGGGUUGAACUACAGAAACUUAAAGGUUGUCGGACAGGGGAAGCAAAGCUGACCAAGGGGUUUAACCUUGCUGCCCGCUUCAUCAUUCACACUGUGGGACCCAAAUAUAAAAGCCGAUACCGAACAGCAGCAGAGAGCUCCUUGUACAGCUGCUAUCGCAACAUCCUUCAAGUUGCAAAGGAGCAAGCAAUGUCCUCAGUGGGAUUCUGCGUGAUAAACACUGUGAAGCGAGGUUAUCCUUUAGCAGAUGCUACUCACAUAGCAUUGCGUACAGUCCGACGAUUUUUAGAGAUUCAUGGGGAAAACCUUGAAAAAGUAGUGUUUGCCGUUACUGAUCUUGAGGAGGCUACUUAUGAGAAGAUGCUGCCUCUGUAUUUUCCAAGAUCACUAGCAGAGGAAAGACAGUCCCUGCCUUUACUUCCUGAAGAUAUUGGCAAUGCAGAAGGGGAGCCAGUCGUGCCAGAACGUCAGAUUAGGAUUAGUAAGAAGCCAGGUGCUUCGGAGGAUAAUUCUGAUGAAGAGGGGCUAGAAGCCGACUUCUCAUUUAUUGGUUCUCAUGCUUUUGCUCGAAUGGAGGGAGAUGUUGAUAAACAGAGGCGUCUCAUCCUUCAAGGACAACUGUCUGAGGCAGCACUACAGAAACAGCAUCAGAGGAAUUACAACCGCUGGCUUUGUCGAGCAAGAGCUGAAGACCUGUCAGAUAUUGCUUCACUUAAAGCAUUGUACCAAACAGGAAUUGAUAACUAUGGUCGUACAGUGAUGGCAGUUGUUGGAAGGAAUAUUCCUGUAACGCUUAUAGACAUGGAGAAGGCUCUCUUGUAUUUUAUACACGUGAUGGACCAUAUUGUAGUGAAGGAAUAUAUCAUUGUGUAUUUCCAUACACUCACUAAUGUCUACAAUCACUUGGACUCAGAUUUCUUGAAGAAGCUCUCUGACAUUGUUGAUGUGAAGUACAAAAGAAAUCUGAAGGCCUUGUAUUUCGUCCAUCCAACAUUUCGCUUGAAGGUUUCAACCUGGUUCUUCACAACCUUUACUGUCUCAGGUCUAAAGGACAAAGUUCACCAUGUGGAAAGCCUUCAGCAGUUGUUUACAUCAAUACCCCCUGAACAAAUUGACUUUCCUCCAUUUGUUCUUGAAUAUGACAUCAGGGAAAAUGGAUCAUACUAUUCUUACCCUUCUUCUCCAGACCUUUGACUCUCCAGCUCUGCCAUAGUUUCUGAUUGUUCAACAAUCUAUCACACGCCACUUGCCAAUACCAUAUCAAGUCAAUCUAAGUUAUUUACAGAGUUCAGAGAUCGGGCUUUCUUCCCCACCUCUGUUAUUUUUUUACAAUGAGAUAGUUGCAAGGACAUAAGCAAUCAGAAAACUACAGUGUAAUGAACUGUAUUUCAGAUCUAAGUAUCCAGGAGAAAAUGGAUUUUCCAUGUGGGAACAUUCUUUUUUUUUUUUUGCAAGAUGUCAAGAUGUUUUGUUGUUACUUCCAUUGUAUUUUCCUGAGAUAUAAGUGGCCACAUUUUGGCAUAAUCUGCAGAUAUUCUGUUUUGGGGAGAAAAGAUGCAGUAUCUAUUUAAUAGUGUUCUAUGGCCUUUAUAUUACUGAAUCUACCAUUAGGACAGAUAUAUUUACAGAAUUGCCUUUAGAAGUAUCUGAUUGGGCAGAAGCACUACUGUAAAUCAUAAAGCUACCAUGAAGUACAUAAUCAGAAAUGCUAUUUAGCUAAAGGAUCUGUCAUCUGUUUCUCUCUUGCCAAAUGAUGAGAGAUGUAAGGGAAGUGCUGCUGCUGCCACAUCCCUCCUCCAGUAAAACUCAAGGGCAUAUCAGUACUGCCUGGUGUAGUUGUGUUUUUGCAGUCGUUUUGGGAAUAAUACAGUGUGUUGAUUGCAAGCUGGACUAUUGUAUCACUGAAGAAAUUCAGCAAUUCAUUUUUUUUGUUUUGAAAAUAAAUUUAUUUGUAUGCA
Molecule: messenger RNA, 2464 nt
Organism: Candoia aspera
Lineage: Eukaryota; Metazoa; Chordata; Lepidosauria; Squamata; Candoiidae
Gene: GDAP2
Product: ganglioside induced differentiation associated protein 2
Exons: 14
Coding region: 216-1700 (494 amino acids)
Source: RefSeq, a predicted model, not a curated record